GCGACCCCCAAAACGUCUUUCGGUCUAUCCACUCUUCCAUCUCGAAGUUUGACUGCGACGCUUGUUGGGCCUUUCAUUCCUAUGCCUUCGAACCCACUGCUCUCCAUCUCGUCUACGUCGUUCCUACCUAUCUCGCAGCCUUCUUCAGCUUCGAGUAUCGUAAGCUCGAUGUCUGGGUUCAUGAGUAUUCAGACAGAAACGACUGCAUUUAGACGGAGCUCCUCGUCCAUGUUGGUCCAAGACCCAGGCUUCACUACAAGAGUCAUAGCAUAUGGGGAGACUGCAGUCAGCUUCAUCUUUCCAUCACCGGAUAUCACAACAACGGUGUCAUACUGGACCGGAGUGUAUCCCACUGUAACAGGGCCUUUGCCAUUGGAUCUUCAGACUAUACCUCUGACUACAAGGACGAUCCGACAGACACCGCUUUCAGCACUGCCUUCGUUCGAAGUUUUCUCAUCGCGACCGAGCCAGUUCAAGACGGCGGGGACGGUAAGCCCACUGGCGAAGCGGACUGAGGUCGCAGUUAGCGCGACAGUGCAAGCAGCCGUGUCAGAGCCUACGCUGUGCGGGGAGUAUGGCAACUUCACGCUCACAUUCGAUGACACGGUAGUUGGCAACAACGACAAUCCUCUAUUAGUCGCGAAUGGCAUGAACAACCCGUAUCACCAUCUUUUCUACGCAAAUGGCUUCACGUACGUACCCGACAAGUGGGAGCCAUACCCUGCGCUAUCUCAACCGAAUGUGGCUAUAUUUUUGCCACUGGCAGGGCGCCUCCUACCCAACUCGCCAUUUGCGGGGACUCUGCUCCCAGGUGAGCUUGGGGCUGGCCCACGCGCGUCAGUCAAUGCAUACUGGUUCAACGCGUACUCGGCCUACUUUGGCUGCGCGCUAAGUGGGAUCACGCCCUGCACCCUUCGCAUCUCAGGCUAUCGCUACGACGCGGUGCUCAAAGCAGAAGUAGUGGUGGUGGAGCAGAACGUGACAAUAGCGGCAUGCUGGGGCUACAUCAAGUGCCGUCUAACGCAGGUCUUCUUCAACGACCAAUUCAGAGCGCUCUCUGGGAUACAGUUCAACGCCUACACGUCCGGCCUGGGAAUACCGCAGGUGUAUAUGAUGGACGACUUGCAGAUGGAGUGGUAUAACAACACUUGCUCAGCGGGCAUUCUGAGGAUUGGCCAUCGCUAGUCGAUGGAUCAAGCUGGAGGAGACGGUUGAUGUCGGUUGAUGUCAGAGCAUGUCGGAGGAUAUGGAGAAGUGUUGAAGAAUAUUGAAUUAGCAUAGCAUCUCUUGGUACAUGGCAUGUUUAGACAGAAUGGGAACGACUACUGCUCAAAGUAGUUGUCAGCAUCCCUGCAGAUGACCUUUCGGUUCGACUCAGAUGACUUUGUGAUGGCUGUCUCGGAAG
Messenger RNA from Cucurbitaria berberidis CBS 394.84, 1405 nucleotides. RefSeq lists its product as uncharacterized. The transcript has a single exon. The record is from RefSeq and is a predicted model, not a curated record. NCBI's taxonomy places the organism in Eukaryota, Fungi, Ascomycota, Dothideomycetes, Pleosporales, Cucurbitariaceae. Bases 82 to 1185 code for a protein of 367 amino acids.